GGAACUGCUGCUCGAGAAUGAUCAUACGUGACGAGCCUUGAUAUCUCUUUAUUCCGCUCUAUGGAUAGAGAAGAACGCAUACAAGAUGCAGAGAGAAGUAGGGAGCGUCAGAGGCAGGCAAGUCGAGCACAGCGUGAUGCCGAGAGUAGUUUGGGUCAUGAAGACGUCGCCUUGGGUGUGACGGAUUCGAACAAUGUCUCGAGCGAAGAGAACCUCAGAAAGCGAAAGAGACAUGUUGCGAUUGAUGACAGCGAUGACAGUGACGAUGUCGAAGAGAUUGAGUUUGAACUCAGUCAAGAGGUGCCUCCUCUGGAGCCCGCGCCAAGGCAUAUCUAUGGCGGGAAGACUCGAGCGGCGUCCACCACGACUACUGAGCUUGUGCUACCUUGUGAUCCGAGUCCAUUCACGGAGGCUAGCUUAGGACCGCUGUAUAACCAGAUCCACGCAUUGGAUCCGGAUGAAUUGGUAUUCAAGAAAAACUUCAAGAGCGUUCAACUAUUAGUGACCGAACUUGGUCCAUAUGCCGCUGACAUGAUCUGGCAACGCUAUGCUGGGGCACAAGAAGCGCGUCGAAAUGGACUCGUCAAAGAAAAACGUGUCCCUGCAAGCUUUUCCGAAGUGGAAGAGAUGCGCUCCAAACUGGUCGACAUGGUUCGAGCACAUAAGUUUCCUUCAAUUGUUUUGGAUCCGCAGAGCACAGAUUGCAAUGCGUCUCCUAGGCUUCUCACGCUCCUGCAAGUUCUGAAGCAAAUGAUGGCAAAGGAAAAGGAUCGCUUCAGGGGCAUUAUAUUUGUUUAUAGGCGUACUACUGCGAAAGCCUUGGCGGAUCUACUGAACAGAAAUGCUCAGGUUCUCCCAAAUGUUCGAGCGCGGCCGCUCAUCGGAAGUUCGGCGGUCUUGAUGGAUCCCAAUGCGGACCACCUCACUAAGACUCAGGCGACGACUCAGUUCAGGGAUGGUACGAUUAACUUGCUUGUAACGACGGGCAUCGGAGUCGACCUCUCCGUGGAGCGCUGCAGCAUCGUAAUUGUGUUUGAUAGCUUUUCCGCCCAUGCCGCUGGCCAGCUGCGGCAAUCUCACCUGCUCAAAAUCACCAGUAUCUUCUUGAUUCUGAUAGAGAAAGGAAAACAAAAAGACAUACAAGCACUUUCAGCAUUUUUACCACGUCGAUCUAAAGAAAAAUCCGAAGAGGAAUCUACUCCACCUGCUGCAGAACAUCCACGGUCAACGGGCAUAGAUAGCGAAGAUGAGGACCAAGCAUCUAUCCUAGUCCCGGAAACUGGAGCACGCGUUUCCGCCUUGGAUGCAUUACAGGUUCUAACGCGUUAUGUAUCCAUUAAAGAGAAAUCUGCUGUUUCACUGAAUGUAGACUACCACGUCAUGGGCGAGAACAACCGCAUCUUCCGUUGCACAAUCCGUUUUCCCCCAAGUGCCGAGCUGGAGGAUGUGACAAGCGAAUCGUGUCCUUCCAAAGCCGCUGCUCGCCGUCAAGCCGCUUACAUGGCAUGCGAAGAACUGAACGCACGAGGCUUGUUGGGUGCUCUGGUCGCGCAGGCGGGCAAGAAACUCAAGACCAUCACGAAGGUGACACCACCAUCCGUAUUUGACAAUGAAGUUGGUGUUGAUGUCGAAAGAAAACUGUCCAAGGGUCGCAGCAGGAAAGACAGAAGCUCGAAGCUCUAUCCCCGCAAGAAACCGGAUGUAUGGAACACAUGUCUACUGGUUCAUAAUGAUGUGCUCUUUCCGUUCAUCAUCCAUCUGGAUGCGCGCGAUGCAAAGCUUCCUGGUGUUUACCGUACCAUGUGUCUCCUGACACGAAUUCGCCUACCGGACUUGGCCCCAUUCGAGCUUUACUUCCCGGAGCUGAAGAAAUCGGAAGACCAGGCAACCCCUCCAACCGUCACCGCCAGGUUCCUCCGCUCCGAGCCACUUCAUCUAGAGCCAGAACAGCUCAUCGCUGUGCAUCGUUAUACCAUUCGAGUAGUUCGAAGCGUCACGAGCAGGCAAUAUAUCUGUCAGCGGGAUAAGAUGGUCUAUUAUCUCUUGCCAUUGAAACUUGGAUGGAGCCCACGAACCAGACCUACGAACUCCCCAUCGGUCUAUGCCAUUGAGGAUGAGAUCGAUUGGGCAGACGUGGAAGCAGGUGCUGGUCAACUACCUUACCUGCCGCUCGAUAUGGAAAAGUUAGAAGAGGAGGUCAAAGAUGCUGUGCUUCAGGAUCGUCAGAUGGAAUUCACCCGGAAGUACGAACCUGUCCGGGUACGACACGAUCUGACGCCAUUAUCAAAGCCGAAAGACAGCGAGCGAGAGCAACAGUAUGCGAGCAUACUCGAAUUCUGCAGGGCCAACAUACGCAACUUCAAAGGAAUUGAGGAUGAGAGUCAACCCUUGAUCGAGGUCGGCAAAAUGGCUCCUCCUUUGAGCCGGUUAUCCCCGUUAUGCCAUUCUGCCCCAUCAUCCCGCAAUCCACCGGCUAAAUAUCUCAUGCCAGAACUGUGCGUCAAGUACUGCUUGUCUCUCAGUUCAUAUCGUACUUCUAUGAUUUUGCCGUCCGUCAUGGCGAGAGUGGAAGAGAUGCUAUUAGUGCAAGAGUGCAAUAGCGUCGUGUUUCACGAUCGACUCGAUGAGGUAUUCCUUCUUCCUGCCCUGACUUCUCCGUCUGCUGGCGCAGGAUAUGAUUAUCAGCGGCUCGAAUUGCUUGGCGAUUCAUUUCUGAAGUAUAUUUCAUCGAUAUUCUUAUUCGUCACUUGUCCCCAAGACGGUGAAGGAUCCCUACAUAUUCAUCGGCAACGGAUUAUUAGCAACUCGGCUCUGCAAUUUCAUUCCGACAGAGUUGGCCAGCUGCCGCAAUAUAUUCAAUCGCGACAACAUAGCCCACGUCAAUGGUGUCCACCGAACUUCCUUCUAUAUCACCCCUGCAUGGCGUCCGCCCUAGACACAUCGGAGAAAUUUAUACAGGGAAUGGAAGAGCGCAUCGAAGCGUCGAAUGAUGGACCAACUGCCGGCGGUUCUCCUCCUGAGUCCGGUGUAACUAAAGCACUGGAAUCGCAUCAAGCAAAUGCUGAAACCAGUCCCGACAAUUCUACUGUUUCUAGGUCACCCAUGCCGUAUUCUGCAAGAGAGCGUGCUUUGAUGAGAGAGGAGCAGCAUCAGGAACUGGGCGACAAAAGUGUCGCCGACGUGGCGGAAGCGGUGUUAGGCGCAGCAUGGCUGACUGGUCAAAGAGAAAUGGCUCUGUAUGUUUGCCAUAUCCUUGGUCUACCAAUGACAAGAAUGGGAUCUUGGGACUUUCUGCGAGACCAUGCGCAUAUCUUCUUCCACGAGGAGCUCGAUAUCGGACCCCUUUCACAACCGAAGGUUGAGGCCGUAGAGGCGAUCCUUGGUCACAAAUUCAAGAACCCUUUCUUAGCAGCGACUGCAUUGACCCAUUCGUCAAUGUCCUCUACAGACUUUCCGUGUUAUGAACGAUUGGAGUUCAUUGGGGAUGCAAUUCUAGAUUUCGUAACCGUGCGGCUACUCUACAUGCGAUGGGGAGAACUUCAUGAAGGGUGGUUGACGAUGCUGAAGGGUGCAAUUGUCUCCAAUGCUGCUUUAGCAGCUUUCUGCGUCGACCUAGGCCUGCAUCAUUACAUCAUUCAUGACUCUCCUCACUUGGUAGAAACUGUGUCUUCGUAUGCCAAAGAGAUCACGAAGGCAAAAGAAGAAGAUCUCGCGGCAGCGGCGGCGGAGGACAGAGCGCCCGGGGAAUAUUGGGUCACCUUAGAACCCCCAAAGGUGCUCUCGGACAUAGUCGAAGCCCUCCUAGGUGCGAUCUAUGUAUCCGACUCCUUCGAUCCAUCGGGUUAUGAGAACGUGUUUGACCGCCUGUUCAAGCCGUUCUUCAUGAAACGUGUCUCACUGAACACGCUUUCACAACAUCCCACGAGUCUGCUCUUCGCGCUUCUGCAGCAGCGUGGCUGCCAUCGUUUCGAGCUGACCAAGACGAGGGCAGAGACAGACCUGUUGACGGAAGUGCAGUGUGAUUUCGUGCUUCACGGGAAGGUGCUCGCAACGUCUAUCCAUAGCAGCAGUGCGGGAGCCAGCCGCAGAGCAUCCGCCAUGGCUUUGGAAUUGAUCCAGACACAACCAGAGCUGUUGGACAAGCUGUGUUCCUGCACCAAGAUACGCAAUGAGAGCGAAGCACAACAACCACCGUCUGAUCCUAUUCCUGUGGAAGAGGAAGAGGAAGACCUGUUGGCGAAGGAAGACCUAUCUGGCAGCUGA
Molecule: messenger RNA, 4263 nt
Organism: Dacryopinax primogenitus
Lineage: Eukaryota; Fungi; Basidiomycota; Dacrymycetes; Dacrymycetales; Dacrymycetaceae
Product: ribonuclease III
Exons: 14
Coding region: 61-4263 (1400 amino acids)
Biological process (GO): siRNA processing
Cellular component (GO): nucleus; cytoplasm; RISC complex
Molecular function (GO): ribonuclease III activity; RNA binding
Source: RefSeq, a predicted model, not a curated record